This is a messenger RNA of Gamsiella multidivaricata, 3463 nucleotides long. Its product is annotated as GNAT acetyltransferase 2-domain-containing protein. The transcript is spliced from 4 exons. Gene Ontology annotation, cellular component: 90S preribosome; nucleolus. NCBI's taxonomy places the organism in Eukaryota, Fungi, Mortierellomycota, Mortierellomycetes, Mortierellales, Mortierellaceae. The record is from RefSeq and is a predicted model, not a curated record. Bases 68 to 3352 code for a protein of 1094 amino acids. Gene Ontology annotation, biological process: rRNA acetylation involved in maturation of SSU-rRNA. Gene Ontology annotation, molecular function: ATP binding; tRNA binding; 18S rRNA cytidine N-acetyltransferase activity.
CCACUUCAUUCACUCGGCAUCACCUCUUCCCCCAUCCCUCUCUUACGUUCGUAAAGCUCGGUUAGCAAUGGUGAAGAAGGUUAUCGACUCGCGCAUCCACACGCUCAUCAAGAAUGGAGUGCAGUCCAAGCAUCGCACGUUCUUUGUUAUCGUUGGAGACAAGGGCAAGGACCAGGUCGUGAACCUGCACUGGCUGUUAUCGCAGGCACAGGUCACUGCCCGCCCCUCCGUUCUCUGGUGCUACAAGAAGGAUCUCGGCUUCAGCAGUCAUCGUAAGAAGAGAGAGGCCAAGAUCAAGCGCGACGUCAAGAGGGGUAUCCGCGAGAUUAACGAGGAGGAUCCAUUCGAGCUGUUCAUCUCUGUCACCGACAUUCGAUACACCUACUACAAGGAGACUCAAAAAAUCCUCGGAAACACCUACGGCAUGUGCGUUCUUCAGGACUUUGAGGCACUAACGCCGAACUUGCUGGCAAGAACUAUCGAGACUGUCGAGGGCGGUGGAAUCAUUGUGCUUUUGCUCAAGAGCAUGUCGUCGUUGAAGCAGUUGUACACCAUGUCCAUGGACGUACACUCAAGAUAUCGCACAGAGUCACAUCAUGAUGUAGUCGCUCGAUUCAACGAACGUUUUAUUCUCUCACUUGGAAACUGUCCCUCAUGCUUGGUCGUCGACGACGAACUCAAUGUUCUCCCUAUUUCUUUGGGCAAGAACGUGAAGCCGUUGCCAAUCAAGACCGGAGAGGACGCUAUGACAGACGAGCAAAGGGAUCUGAUCAAGAUCAAGGAGAGUGUUCAGGAUCAGCAACCCAUGGGCGCACUUGUCGGCACAGCCAGGACCAAGGAUCAGGCAAUUGCUGUCAUGAAGUUCAUCGAGGCCAUCGCCGAGAAGACCCUCCGUUCAACCGUUACCCUGACCGCCUCCCGUGGUCGUGGUAAAUCCGCUGCACUCGGAAUCGCCAUGGCCUCAGCCGUCGCUUACGGAUACUCCAACAUCUUUGUCACUUCACCCAGUCCCGAGAACUUGAAGACAUUGUUCGAGUUUGUAUUUAAAGGAUUCGACGCACUUGGGUACGAGGAACACAUGGAUUACGAUAUUGUCCAGUCCACCAACCCAGAGUUUAACAAUGCCAUCGUUCGUGUCAACGUUUUCAAGCGCGAUCAUCGCCAAACUAUUCAGUACAUUCAGCCUCAGGACGCACAUACCUUGGGCCAGGCCGAGUUGGUCGUUAUCGAUGAGGCUGCUGCUAUCCCCCUGCCACUCGUAAAGGCGCUUUUGGGCCCAUAUCUUGUCUUCAUGGCUUCGACGAUCAACGGCUAUGAGGGUACGGGUCGCUCUCUCUCCUUGAAGCUGAUUCAGCAGCUCCGUGAGCAGUCGCGCGGAUUCGUCGGCAAGGAUUUGAACGCCGCAGAGUUGGCGAAGAGCAAGGCAACAGGAACUGCAGCGAGCGCGAGGACGUUGAGGGAGAUCGAGCUGAAGGAGCCCAUCCGUUACGCACCAGAGGAUCCUACAGAGAAAUGGCUCAACAAGUUGCUAUGCUUGGACGCCACUGUUGUUCAGAAGAAUAUCUCGGGAUGCCCCGCCAAGGAGGAGUGUCAGCUCUUCUACGUCAAUCGCGACACGCUCUUCUCAUACCAUCCCGUUUCAGAGACUUUUUUGCAGCGCAUGAUGGCCCUCUAUGUCGCCAGUCAUUACAAGAAUACCCCCAACGACUUACAGCUGCUGAGUGAUGCUCCCUCUCAUCAUCUGUUUGUGCUGCUGCCGCCGAUCAAGGAGGGCGACCGAUCUCUGCCUGACCCUCUGUGCGUUCUUCAGGUGUGUUUGGAGGGUGAGAUUUCAAAGCAGACGGUGUUGAACAGCUUGAGCCGUGGUGUUCGUGCAGCAGGAGAUUUGAUCCCUUGGUUGAUUUCGCAGCAAUUCCAGGACGACGAUUUUGCAUCCUUGUCGGGCGCUCGUGUUGUUCGCAUUGCGACCCAUCCGGACUAUGUCAAAAUGGGAUACGGCUCUAGGGCUUUGGAAUUGCUCUCUCAAUUCUAUGAGGGCCAGUUUUCGAUGUUGGCGGAAGACGAUAAGGAGAAGCCCGAGUACAGCAUGACCCGUGUCGACGAUAGUGAGCUUGAAGGAGCGUCCUUGAUGACGGAUGAUAUCAAGAUCAGAGAUCCCAAGAAGAUGCCUCCUCUUCUGUUGAAGCUGAGCGAGAAGAAGGCGGAGAAGCUUCACUGGCUCGGCGUCUCCUAUGGGUUGACGGGCCCUCUUCACAAGUUCUGGUCCAAGGCAGGAUAUGUCCCAGUGUACCUUCGCCAGACUCCUAAUGACUUGACGGGUGAAUACACCUGCGUGAUGCUCCGCACACUCGAGUCAUCCCAUACACAGACGCAGUGCGACCCCAUGUGGCUGUCGUCUUUUGCCAAGGAUUUCCAUCAUCGUUUCCAGAGCCUACUCUCCUUCCAGUUCCGCUCCUUCUCUGCCACGCUGGCGCUCUCGAUCCUUGAGUCAGCCCGGUCUGCCAAGCAGGCCAACAGUGAAGGGAACAAUGGCGGCGAUAGUAGGAACCCUACAGACCUGAUGGUCAAACUAUUGCGUGGGGGUCCUAUCUCAAGGGAACUGGUCGAUACGCAGUUCACGGCCUAUGACCUGAAGCGUCUGGAGAGUUAUGCCAACCAGCUGUUGGACUACCACGUUAUCCUGGACUUGCUUCCCCAGAUCGCCAGCAUUUGGUUCGACGGCAGGAUUGACGACGGUGGAUUCAAAUUGACCAACAUCCAGUCGGCGUUGUUGUUGGCUCUGGGAUUGCAGCGCAAGACCAUUGAUGACUUUGAGAAGGAAAUUGGACUUUCGGCAUCACAGCUGCUGGCCUUCUUUAUCAAGAUGAUCCGCAAGUUCUCGGAUGUGUUCAAGGAACAAAAGACCCGUGCCUACACUGAGGAGAUCAAUAACAACCGGGCCGCGAUCUCUGCACAACAGACCAACAAGAAGAGCGGCAGCGGCAUCAAUAAGAUGAAGCGCGAUGUGACCAAGGAGGAAGAAUGGGACCCCAACACUGAAGAUCUGGAUGACGAGCUCGGAAAGGAGGGUCGCUUACGGUUGCGUGAGCUCCAGAAGGCGUCACUGGGUGAUGUGGAGAAGAUGUACGCGAUCGCGAAGGACGAGACCGUGGACUGGUCGAUGGCGGAGGCCCAGAUUGAUAAGAAGGGCAAGUCAACGGUGGUGUCGGUCAAGAACCCGGAUUCGACCAAGAAGAGGAAUCUGGUCAAGGGCGGCACCGCAAACGAGGUCUUGGAGAAGGAGUCCAAGGAGUUUGUCCGUGGAAAGGCAUCGCGACGGGAGGGCAAAUCUGCGAAGAGGCGCAAGGUCUGAGGAAAGAGACUGGAGGAUCUACAGGUUAUCAUCUAGAGCGCCCUUAUUUGUUCAUAUUAUUAUCAUAUAUCAGCUUUUUUUCUUUGUUUACUGCAUCAUAAUAAAAUCAGC